This is a messenger RNA of Rosa chinensis, 965 nucleotides long. RefSeq lists its product as uncharacterized. NCBI's taxonomy places the organism in Eukaryota, Viridiplantae, Streptophyta, Magnoliopsida, Rosales, Rosaceae. Bases 360 to 965 code for a protein of 201 amino acids. The record is from RefSeq and is a predicted model, not a curated record. The transcript has 6 exons.
GUUUCAUUCACUCUAUUUCAUUCACUCUGGGUUGACACAUUCUGGGCGUCGCCAAGCUUCGGUAGAGAGUCUCUGUUGUGUUCUCUCUCUCAGGCAAUUUCUUGGUCGCCUCCUCUAACACUCGCACAGACACGCCUUUAUCUCUCUCUCUCUAUUUAUCUCUCCUCUUUAAUCUAUCUCUGUAUUCUAGGAUUUCAAUUUAACCUAAUUUUUUUGUAAUUUCAUUGGAAUGGACUCUGAUUCGUAGAGCAAUCUCUUCCCGUCCUCAAACGCGAGGUGAUCUGUUCGAACACGAGGAAACAUAAGGAGACGAUGAGAUAAAGGCUGAGUUUCUGUGCCCCUUUUGCGUGGAGAUUUCGAUGUCAUUGGGUAUAAUAAUUUUGCAAAGAACGGGGUAUAAUUAUAAAUCAGAUUCUGGGUCAUCAGAUUCUCUGGAUAGCUUAUUUGGCAACAAAGAUGCAAGCAGUGCUCUGGAAGUUUCUAGUAUGAUUCAACCAAAAGAGGCUGAUUACCCAUUUUGUUGCCUAUCAGUUGAAGAUGCUCCAAUCAAUGACUUGGUAGAUUUUAUCAUUGCUUCUCAGAUAUCUGUGAAACUUGAGAAUGAGCACAACUGCCAUAUCUAUAGGUCUUGUGUGAAAAUUAAAGUCGGACAAUUUCAGAGGGGAAUCGUACUUGGUAUUAAUAAAUUGAGAAGGCCAAGUACAUCUACGUUGCUGGUUUUUUUCUCAACUGAAUAUCCAGAAUCCAUUCAGCUUGUUACUGAACAUGUAGCUGCAAAUAACAAGGCAUUUGACAUGUCAUACCUUCAAAAUUCCAUCUUAUUUGCUGCUUUCAAUUUCUUUGCAAGAAAUAGCCCUGACAAUUGUAUUUAUCUGCAGGUUUUCAACAUGAACCUUUCUGCCCCAUUUAUUUGUGAAUUUUUCAAGGAUGUCCAGGAGAAAGCUAGCUUUGCCGUAAGCAUUUAG